AUGAAUAGCAAAUUAUAAAAUCAAUCUACAAGCAAGUCGCCAAUUCAUUAGAGAAGGACUCCUUAAAAGGAGGAUUCCAUUUUGAAUAAGACAUACUCAUAGAUGAGCACGUAAAUUUUGCAAUCGUCUAAAUCAGAAGCUACCCUUUAGCCUUUAUCAGUUCAUUAUGCGCAUCUUAAAGAUAUGGAAGCAUUAGGUAAAGAAAUUACAUAAAAAACUAUGCAAGCAAUAUAAAAGCCUCUAAAUUCUUCUACGAGAAUUUAGAGAAUUGAUAACUAAGGAAAUUAAAUAGUAGAAGAGAUAAAACCUGCAAAGAAAGUUUGUAGUACUUGUUUAAUGAAAGAUUUAAACAUGUUCCCUGCAAAUUACAAAUUUCAUGCAUAGUGUAAUGAUAAAUCACAUCCGCACAUGCUAUAAGAUCCUGAAAAAACAGGUAACAGAAAAAUCAGAGUGAUUAAAAAGGCUACAGGAUCAUCAGUUUCAAUAACAAAGGCCAAAUUAUCAUUUUACAAAAUGGAGGAUAUGUCUUAUGAACCUCCAAUUCAUUCUUUUAAAGACUUAGAAAUUGAAAAACUUAGAGACGAUAAUAUUAAGCUAUUGUAGAAAAUAGAAGAGCAAGAAGCAGCAUAUUAAAAGAUGUAGAUAAAUGUCAUUUAAAAAAUGAGGAAUUUAAUUGAAGAAUUGAUAAAUUUUUUAAAUUAAAAUGGAGCUAAUUUAACAGAUAAUGCAAUAGAAAAUCAAAAACUUUCAAAAUAUAUACUAGACUGUCCUUUGAAGAAUGAAGAAUAAGCUAAGUAGCUUGAAAAAUUAUCAAAAAGAAAUAAAUAUGAGUUUGAAUUAAAUAUAUAAAAUGACGAUUUAAAGUUAAAACUAAGAAAUUUACAAGAUGUUAUGUAUGGAAAUACCUACAUCUUGAAUAGAUAGCCUAUAGAUUAAGCAAAAGAUAAUGUAAUUGAUAGCCAAAAGAAUAGAAUACACAAUUAGAAUAGAAAUAUAACUCGUCUUGGAGACAUGCUUCUAAAAUUAAAUUAAUGUGACUAAAUUUAAGAUCCUGACAGUAAGAUCAAGUUGCUUUCUUAAAAAGUUAUAGAUUUUUCUAACGAAAUUGAGUAAGCAAAAAAUGAUGCCUAUGCUUCAAAGAAACAAAUGGAUGAAGCUAAUUCUUCUGCUUUGAGAUAUAUGGAUUAACUUGAUAGUGUAUUAAAGGUAGUUUAAAAAUACCCUCUCGUUUUUGUUUCUUAUGUAGAUAAAAUAAAAGCAUAAUUACUUGAAAUAGAUACUUUUGAGGCAGAUGUUGCAAGAGCUUAAAAUUUAUUGAGCAAAGAAUCGCUUUAAUAUGAGGAGACAAUAAGAAUAUUAAAAGAAGGAUUUUAGGAAAAAUAAAAUAAGAUAGACUCUUUGUAACAGGAAAGGUAAAGAUUAGAAGAUUUAAUGUAGGAAAAGGAAUAGCUUUCGAAUUAAAAAAUUAAUGACUUAAAAAAUGAAUUGAUUGAGCUUAGCAAGAUUAGCAAAUAGUAAUUAGAGUCUCUGAAUGAAAAACAUCAAGAAAACUUAAAGCUGUAAGAGGAGUAAAAGUAAAAGCUUGAAGAGUAACUAUCUAAGAUAGAAUAAGAUUAAUUGAAUAUUUAGGAACCAAGUUUAAACUCUUCUCCCUCAUUUUUCUAGGACAUUUACACUGACGAUAAUUCUGAAAAAGUUAUUCAAGAACUUACAAGAAUUAUACUUAAUUAGCAGAAUUUCUAAGAUGAGGAAUCAAAGAGAGCUUUAAGAUAAAUAUUUGGAAAGAGAUACAUGGAUAACUUUAGGUUAUUUGAAAAAUAAAUAAGCGAAUUAAAUUAUAAAAAUAAACAAUUGCAACAAGAGCUUUUGCAAGAAAAAUAAUUUAAAAAAAGUUUAUACGAAAAAAUUGAAUGGUAUACUAAACUACUUAUAAACAUUCAUUAAAAUGGGCUUAGCAGGAAUAAUGCUGAACUAUUAGAAUAAGACAUGAAUUGUAUUCAGUAAGAUCAUUAAGAAAGUAGAAUGGCAGAACUGGAUGAAGACCCAACUUUAUUAGGAAGAAUGUCAGUUUUAAAUGGAAGAUUCAGUGAAUUUAACUAAUUGUAUUUACCUCCAUAGAGAGAAAGCAGAGUUUCUUACAUGAAUGAUUAGAAAACAGAAGAAAUUAAUAAAUUAACUGAAGAAAACAAAGAUCUUAAAGGAGUUAUUAGCGAGUUAGAAGGAAAACUUAGCUUACUUGAAAGCGAGAUAUAAUACUUGUAAUUGCAAAAUCAGUAACUCCAAAACAAGAUGUCACAAAAUAAAAAUAAUAAAGAAAUUCAGGAUCUUAAAAAGGAAAUAGAAAACUUGAGAAAAUAACUGAACGAGCAAUCUUUUUUGAGCGAUAAUUCAAAAAUAAGUAGGGGAAAUACGCCAACAAGAUAUAAAGGAAACUCCGCGUAUUCUUCAAAUACGAAAUUAAACUAAUUUGAUGACAAUCUUGGCAAAAAUAUGUCAAGAUUGAAUUUAUCAAGCAUCACUGAACUACCUCAAUAACAACCAAUUGGAUGCAAUUGGUAACAAUACAAGCCAUAACAAUAGAAGAAUUUUUAGAUAAGCAUUAAAGAGAUGAGCUAGAAAAUAUAUAAGAAGAAGAGGGCGAAUAAUACAAUUGAAAAUGUAUUUUUUUAAAUUAGCAACUAAUAUAGUAUUUAUUUACUCUAUAUAUUCAAUAAUAAAACAUUAUAACUUAAAAAAUAAUCACUAAUAAAUCAAUUUCUCCUUCCUUUUUGUUUUAAAUAGUAAGAAGGUUUUUUAUUCAUUUGUUUGUUUAUUUUAUGUAUUUAAUUGUGUUAGUUAUUUAGUUAGUUUCUCUAAAUUCAAUAGAGUAAAUAAUGGUUAUUAUAUUCAUUCUGA
Tetrahymena thermophila SB210 is the source of this 2895-nucleotide messenger RNA. RefSeq lists its product as hypothetical. The record is from RefSeq and is a predicted model, not a curated record. The transcript has 12 exons. NCBI's taxonomy places the organism in Eukaryota, Ciliophora, Oligohymenophorea, Hymenostomatida, Tetrahymenidae.